CCUUCACGAACUUUCCCAAUCUCUCUCUCUAACUUUUUCUCUCUCUAAAACGCGCUCCCUCUCCCAUAUAAUUUUCGGCUCCUUUAACCCUAAUCAGCUCGCAGCAGCAGCAGCAGAAGAAGAAGAAGAAAUGAGCGAUUUCGGAGACCCCGACAAUGAACUCCCCCGCGUGAGCUACUCGGGCCCGAGGGACUACGCCCUAGGCGGGCGGAUCAUGCUCAGCGCCAUCAUCAUCCUCUUCUUCGUCGUGCUCCUCAUGGUCUUCCUCCACCUCUACGCCCGCUGGUACCUCCUCCGCUCCCGCCGCCGCCGCCAGUUCCUCCGCCGCAACCGCCACAACCGACGCACCCACCUCGUCUUCUACGUCGAGCCCGUCCCCGCCGCGUCCCGGGGCCUCGACUCCACCGUCCUCAGGGCCCUCCCCGUCUUCAACUACUCGGCCGCCGACGGCCGCCGUGAGCCGCUCGAGUGCGCCGUCUGCCUGUCCGAGUUCGAGAAGGGCGAGAAGGCCCGCCUCCUCCCGAAGUGCGGCCACAGCUUCCACAUCGACUGCAUUGACAUGUGGUUCCAGUCCCACUCCACGUGCCCCCUCUGCAGAUCGCCCGUCGAGCCGGUUGAGUCGCCCGAAGCCAAGUCCGAACCGGCAGCGUCCGUAUCCGUGUCCGUGCCCGAUCCCGAUCCGUGCUCCGGCCUCUGCGCUGAGUGCCAGUGCGAUGAAUCCGUGACAGCUCGGCCCGGUCCCUCCAGCUCCCGGAGGAAGCCGCAGGAGCUCGUCGGCGUGUCAAUAGAGGUGCCGAGGAGGACAGAAUUCGACGACGAAUCAAGCUGCGAUUCGUCGGCGAGUCAGUACAGAUCUCCGAUGAGCCGUAUGCUGUCGUUCAGGAGGAUCCUCAGCAGAGACCGGAGGGGAAGCGUCUCGCCGUCGGCGGCGAGCUGCGCGGCGGCCGACCUGGAUCUCGAGCGAGGGAGGGAGGAGACUCAUCAGCAGCAGGGCUAAACUCGGGUCCCCGACUCACUGAGCCCGCGCCUGUCCACGUGGCAGUUAACUCGUUGAAAAUGUCCUGUAAAGAAGAGGAGAUAUCAACCGACGUGUUGAGGUCUCGAGUUCGCAGAAAAUCCAUUCACACCGAAGAAGAGGAGACAUUCCGGAAGGGGUGUCAGCAAUGGGGCCCGGUUAUCGAGGUUAAUGCUUGACAAGUUGGCCGACACGUGGCAAAUCAUAGUGUGUGUAGAUCCGUGGCAGCCCUCGAUGACCGAGAAAUAUUUGACCUGUGUAUAAUAAAUCAGAAGUUGAAAAGUAUUUAUUUUAUUUUAUUUUUUUGUUAUGGUAAUUUCUACGUUUGUAUGUUCAUUCCGUCCUUUAAUUGAAAGGAGGGGAUAUUUUGAGGAUUUUUUUUAAACCUUACUAGCAGCCUACAGAUUUACAGCGUGUUUAAUUUGCAAGUAAUAUUUUAAAAUUAAAUUUUAAUUUUGAAAAAAAGUGAUAUAAAUGAUUAUGUAUGAAGUUCACUUUUU
Molecule: messenger RNA, 1515 nt
Organism: Punica granatum (pomegranate)
Lineage: Eukaryota; Viridiplantae; Streptophyta; Magnoliopsida; Myrtales; Lythraceae
Source: RefSeq, a predicted model, not a curated record